Ostertagia ostertagi is the source of this 423-nucleotide messenger RNA. NCBI's taxonomy places the organism in Eukaryota, Metazoa, Nematoda, Chromadorea, Rhabditida, Trichostrongylidae. The record is from the annotation of a GenBank genome assembly.
AUUGACUAUGAGGAACUCGAGAUUUUAAUUACAGUAUUCCACCGGGAACACAACCGCAUAGCAGACGAGCUCAACUCGAUUAAUCCCCAUUGGGAUGAUGAGACGCUCUACCAGGAAACACGACGUUUGAUAGGCGCUCAGAUCGCUCAUAUCAACUUCAACGAGUAUUUGCCGAAGAUACUUGGCAACAAGUUGGUUGAUGAGUACGAUCUACGUCCAAAGCCAAAUGGCUACUUCACUGGUUAUGAUCCAACAUGCGAAGCAACGCUAUCCCACUCAUUCUCCACCGCAGCUUUCCGAUUCGGACAUUCAUUAGCAAAGAGGUUCUUCCCACGGUUCGAUAGUCGCUACCGCAAUACCACAAUUCCGGUCGAUUUGGCUAUGAAUUUCGAAUACGCAGAUGCAAUAUAUGACGAAGAGCGA